Procambarus clarkii (red swamp crayfish) is the source of this 4089-nucleotide messenger RNA. RefSeq names its product lethal (2) giant discs 1 (gene l(2)gd1). Gene Ontology annotation, molecular function: DNA-binding transcription repressor activity, RNA polymerase II-specific; RNA polymerase II cis-regulatory region sequence-specific DNA binding. The record is from RefSeq and is a predicted model, not a curated record. Gene Ontology annotation, cellular component: nucleus. Gene Ontology annotation, biological process: regulation of transcription by RNA polymerase II. NCBI's taxonomy places the organism in Eukaryota, Metazoa, Arthropoda, Malacostraca, Decapoda, Cambaridae.
AGCCAUAGUAAACAAACCUCAGACAGGAGCCUGACGCGGAUCGUUCCUCCAGAUUUUUUUCUUAGAGAUGCAACAGCAUGUUUUCUGGACGGAAGGAUGAUAAGGAGAGGCGGCCAAGGCGAGGGGGAGGCCUGGCGCAGCUUGGACUAAUGGAUGUACCAGGUAUAGAGGACUUCAAUAAUGAAAACGAUGCAGACCUAGAAGCAGAGCUUCUUGCUCUUACUGGGGGCGGAGGAGGGCGUAAACAACCUUACAAAGGCAAGCCUGUAGUGUCUCCAGAUCAACUAGCCAAAAUGGUUGCCGAUUGCAUGCGAGAAGACCUUGAUGAUCAGGAUCUUAGUGAUGAAGAUGAUCCAGAGUUGUUGGCAGAAUUAUCUGCUCUUGGUCCAUCAGAUGAUGACGAUGAUGGAAGUGCUCAACCAGCUCCUGUAGCUCCUACAAGACCAGCUCCAACUCUUCCAAAUCGCCCACCUCCUUUAAAUGAUUAUCGUAAUCCUGAACCCAUGGCUCCCAGGCAGGCACCUAUGGCUGGUGGAAGUAAUAUUCUUGCUUUGCUGGCUGAAAGAAUUUCUAUGUAUGAACAGGCAGAGGCAAAUGCUAAGGCAAUUGGAGACACUUCAAGAGUUCGAAGAUUCAGUCGUGGCUUGAAAACAUUGUAUCAAAUGCAGAAGUCUGUGAAGGCAGGCCGUUCUAUUAAUGAGGAUGAGAUCCCUCCUGCUGUCGUUGUCAAGAUGAGCAGUGGGGGUAGUACUGGAGGAUCAGCUAACACGUCAUCAACAUCUUCUCCUGCUGCUUUAUCACCACUGGAAGACCAUGCUCCUCAGAGAGAGAGCCUUCCUGCAACCUUACCUCAUAGUGUUGUUUUCCAAGAACAGGAUAAACCCCCACCACAACCUGUACCACGAUCAAGCCUGAAUCGGCAAGCUCCUCCUCCUCCGCCUCCUGUGCAUCAGAGUAGCCCAUCAUCAGGUGUGCCACUGCAACGAACUAUAUCAUCAGGACCACCACUCCAACGAACCACUUCAUCAUCAGACCCUGCCAGUAUUAUCCGCAACCUUCACACAGAGUAUAAAAUAGCAGCACUUGCAUCAAAGAAACAUGGAGAUAAAGAACAAGCUAUUCACUAUAUGAAAAUUAUGAAACAGAUGGAGCCAAUGCUUAGAGCUGCCGAGAGUGGUCAGGCCGUGGACCUGACCACUUUACCAGGGUCCCCAAGUGCUCCCAUACCUAAACCUGUAGCACAGGUAGCACCAUCUGUCACACAACCUGCCUCCCAUGAACCCAAAAUUGAAAUAAAUAAGGCACUCCUUGAGCCUCCAACUGGCACUCCAGUAGAAUCGGCAUGUCCAGUAGGGAAUAGUGACUCCCCUGCAUCCACAGGACCACCACCCCCAGCCACAGUGCUGGAGGCUCUUGAACAACGUUUAGUAAAGUACACCGAGCAACGGGAUAAAGCAAAGAUAGAGGAAAAUGCUCGUAAAGAACGUAUGAAUCAACGCAUUAUGAAGCAGUAUGAAGAUGCCAUUAAGAAGCACAAAGCUCGAAAACCUGUAGACUUUGAUGAACUUCCUACUCCUCCUGGCUUUCCUCCUAUCCCUGGUGUGGCUAUUAAGCCAACUCCUGCUGACGCUCUUCCUACUGCUCCUACUACCACUUCUGCAUCUGCUGUGGAAAGCAACCAAGAUAGUUCAGCAGGGCCUCCACCAAAGCAACCCAAGAUAGCAGGCCAGUUACCUGUUGCUGCCCCUCAUCCACCUCCACCAAUGAAUGUGAGACAAGCUCCUCAGUCUCGAGUGGAAAAACAACUUGCAUUCCUUACUAAAAGACAAACACAGUUCAAACAAGCAGCCUUGGAGGCCAAGAAACGGGGAGAGAUGGAGCAAGCUAAGGAAUACCUGCGUAUGAGCAAAGGCUUCGACCAGCUCAUUGAAGCAACUCGUGGUGGACUGCCAGUUGAUAUGAACACGGUACCUGUCCCUCCUCAAGAGCAGAUCACUCAAACUGCCAUGGAUUUUGAACUUGUGAGUGCGGAUGACUGUGUUGUUGCUCCGCCCACCACAGCUGCAGAUGUUGCUAUUACUUAUGCAAAACUUGAGGAAGACCUUGUUGCUCAGAUUAAAAUGUGUGCUCAAACCCGUGAACACUUCAAAGCCACAGGAGAUGUAACAAGUUCGAAUCGGUUUGAGCAGUUGAUCCUUCAUACUAAAAAGGACUUGGAUGCAGUUCGAGCAGCCUUUAAAAGAGGAGAUAAUACUCCACGUUUCCACUAUGAAACUAGAUCUUUCAAUAUUAUUCAAUGCAACACAGAUCUAAAUGACUCUGACUGUGAAGUUUGCAUUGUGCGAGGUAUUAACUUCAAUGUGCAGAAUCCCACAGAAAUUGACACUUACUUAAAGAUAGAGUUCCCAUACCCCUCUGAUACUCCUCCUCAAGACCGCAGCUUUGUGGUAAAGGAUACCAAUAAUCCAGAAUACAACCACAAAAUUGUCUUUAGUAUAGAUCGCAAAUCUCGGGCAUUAGCGCGUUGCUUCAAAAGACAUGCUCUCAAAGUGCAAAUUUAUGCUAAAGGGAGCUGGUUUCAUCGUGACACACUCUUAGGCUUGGUGAAAGUUCCCUUGGUGACCUUAGAAACAAAAUGCACCUUGCACGAGUCCUAUGAUCUAAUUGACGAGCGUAAGCGCAUGGUCGGGGGCAAGCUGGAAGUGAAGAUUCGAGUGAGAAAUCCUAUUGUUACCAAGCAACUUGAGAAGGUCACAGAAAAAUGGUUAGUUAUUGAUGGUUUCUAAACAAAAAGGAAAUUGUAUAUCUUAGGAUAUUACCCAUAAUUGAAACAGUAAAAGCUCUGUAAACUAGUUUCUGGUUUGCUUUGCCACUAUCAUUACAACUAAGAUAUGUCAUUGUAUCAUAUUUAAAAAAUUCCAGCAGACUUUUAAUUUUGCUGCAGUAGUAAAAUAUUGAUUUAUUUUUAUUUAUAAAUUAGUUAUAUAUCAAGUUCUCCAAUGCUGUAUUGACUAUUGAGAAAUAGUUAAGAAAUUGUAUAAUGUAAUUUUCUUGCGUGUUGAAGAUAAAAUAUAUUCUGCUAAUUGCUAGUCGUCAAAUGGCCAAAUGUCAUGGUAGACAAUGUGGGUUACUUUAUGCAACGUUAUUAAAACACACGAAGAUGAAUACAUGCACAUGAACACACAAAAAUGUAACACAUUCUUACAGAAUAUUAAUUUACAGAAUUAUAUAUCUUUUAAUACUCAUAUUUACAAUCUAGGCAUUGGAUAGCCAGCCAGCAAAAUAUAUACCCAUAAUUGAGAAUAUUUAAAGCAAAUCAAAGUUAUAUAUAAAACAGAUUUGUUGCUCAGAAACAGUGUUUGUUAAUAAGAGAUGAAUAGCUUCAUGAAAAAGCUGCAUUUUUGUUUGUAAUGAUGUAAGCUUCAUGAAGCCAGACACUUCUAAUGCUUAAGAGAAGCUAAAUAUGAGAGCUGGAACUGUAUGUGAUAUUAAUGCCUAAUUAAAUUACUGUAGUUAAGUAAUCACUUUUCUUACUCUGAAAGGUCAGUGAUGAUCUUACCCUUUUGUAUUUAGCACAUUAACAGUGUUUUCUGGAUGGAUAUUAUAGCAUUAUAUUUUAAUCCAGUUGUGCAAUACCUCUACCCUUACACUUUUAUUCCAUAUUCAGUUGAUUUUUCAGUUCUUCACAGUUGACAGUAUUGUACCAGUGCAUCAUAUUUCAUAAAUAAGAGUGGUUUGAAAGGGAUGUAAUUUUGCCAAUUAUUGUAUUUGAAUUUCAUUAUACUGUAAGCUGUGUUCUGAAAGAUCCACUCACAAGUGCCUGCAUCCGCAUUGUUUCCUGGGUGUUCUGUAAAAGGUUUUUAUUUGUUUUUACUUAUUCAUAUUGAUAUAUUAGCUAUUUCUGGUAAGUGUAUACUGUAUUACAGUAUAUAAUUUGUAUCGUGUCAUACAGCUUUAAGCAGGCUUAUCUGAUUUUUUCUACCCCUUGCUGGUCCUCACUCUCAACAUACAAUUGAAAGUUAAACUUCCAUUUCAGUGUUACUAUAUUACAGCAAAUAAAUUUAUUUACCUCAGUUGAUAUUGAAGGUU